Messenger RNA from Tripterygium wilfordii, 1302 nucleotides. RefSeq names its product protein SODIUM POTASSIUM ROOT DEFECTIVE 1. Gene Ontology annotation, molecular function: metal ion binding. The transcript has 3 exons. The coding region runs from base 282 to 1100 and encodes 272 amino acids. The record is from RefSeq and is a predicted model, not a curated record. NCBI's taxonomy places the organism in Eukaryota, Viridiplantae, Streptophyta, Magnoliopsida, Celastrales, Celastraceae.
AAUCACUAGACUUUAUGUAAUGUUAUUGCGAGGAGUUGAAUUUGGAUCCGAACAUUAUUAGCUUACAUAAUCGGUGUUUAGGUGAAGGGAUAAAUAAAACACUUGAUUGGGUUCUCUCUCUUUUUUCUCUACCCACCACUCAAAUGAGUUUACAAGCAUAAAAGCAGAACAGGCAACCUUCUCUGGAGCUUCUUUUCUCCCUCUCUGUCUCUCACAUACCCAGAUUCGCUAAACCACUUGUACUAGUUCCACUACCAUUGACACGAAAGGAAUAGACAGACAUGUUGUGCACAUCUCAAGCUUCAACAGCCAUUUGCUUCAGCAUGGAUGAAGCCUCCUCCUCCUCCUCCAUUCAACUAGGUGGUCGUGCCAUCGACCGCCACAACCCCAUCAUCCGAGAUCAAAAACGACUCACCAGAAGAGGUGGCCUCCCCGCAGCACCCAGUUCCUCCCCCUCCGCUCAGCCACCCAUUGAUCCCAAGAAGAACUCAACAACAAGACCAAAAAAUAAUGAUCGUAAAGGCAAGAAAAGCUCCUCCUCCAAUAAGCCAAAGAGCACUUCUGAUAAAUCAAGUAGUGGUAGUGGUAGUGGUAGUGGUAAGGCACUUGAAUAUCAUCGUUUGAUUGCUCCUCCUCUUCGUGACUCGUCCAGAUAUCUGUUAAGCGAGACUGCCUUCUUUGAUGGGUUAUCGGAUUUUGACCCUGUCUUGACUAUGGUUCCUGCUGAAGCUGAAGCUGAACCCAAUAAGAUUACUAGUGUCAGUACUGAAGCUCUCUCUAAUCCAAAUGAACAGAUCUCUUCAAAGCCCUCAUCUUCCCAGUCAGACAAGUCUUCUCCUCCUUCUUGUUCUACUUCUUCAGACCAGGUGGUGGUGUUGAGGGUGUCCCUGCACUGCAGAGGCUGUGAAGGAAAAGUGAGGAAACAUCUAUCCAGAAUGAAAGGUGUGACAUCCUUCAACAUAGACUACGCAGCAAAGAAGGUGACGAUUAUUGGGGACAUAUCACCAGUGACUGCCCUGGCAAGCGUCUCCAAGGUCAAGAGCGCACAGUUCUGGACAGCUUCCGCUGCCCAAGCCCAAUCGUGUGCUUCUAAGAAAUAAUUAACAUGAAGUAUUUGUGGGUUUAGAGAAAUACUACGUACUUAUGUUUACUGCAUACUUGCAUAGUUCAUAAUCUUAAUUUGUAGCUUACAACUUAGAAGGGACAUAGCAAGGGUUCUUGUUUCAAGGGCUUAUUGUAGAUUCUUUGAUCCAAAGAGGAUGAGGACGGAUGAAAAGAUUUGCGUAAGCUUUCUUGUUUCGA